AUGCCCAGGAGUCAGACCGUGCGCCUGAGAGUAUUGUCCAAACGCGUCUUGAACUCCGCCAGGCUUGGUGCUGUGACCACUUCCUCUUACACACACUCAAGCCUUCUAAUACCCUUGCUCAGACAGUCCCACUGGGCAAUGGGCUACAAUAGAGGAGUUUGGAGGAAUAAAUGUCACCAUUCCUCCCCCGCGAAGUUUGGACAGGGUGACUCUGGAGGCCCCUUUGUGUGUCUGAGGUCUGGUGCCACUUGAACUCUGACCGGUGUGGUGUCCUGGGGGGUCAGUUGUGCUACAGGAUUGGAUACCCUCAUGAGAAGCACCAUGGCCCAGAGCUCAUCAGGCAUCUUCUCACAGGUGGCUGUUUGUGACUUCAUUGCCCAGCACAUGACACAGGCUGCUGUGCCAAGCCCUCUCCCUGCACCAGCAGAGUGCAGUUCCCAAGGCAUCCUGCUCUUUGGAGGAAAUCGUCUCAUUCUGUACCCCCAGGCUCUGGAGCAUAAUGUCCCUCACAACAGCCUGUGUUCCUGGAAUAUAACAGUACCAGAGGACAAAAUCAUCUUGAUGUGCUUCACUAAAUUAGAUGGAUACCAACUUGGAUGUGACCCUGACCAUGCAUCUCUCUAUUUGAAUGGAAGAGAACUAAUCAGUAAAUCCUGCAGGGAUGCCUUCCCAGCCCCUCCGCUGGCAGAGUCAGACCAGGCCACGGUUAUAUUUUUUUCUGGUGGGAGCAAUGCUGGCUGUGGCUGUGGGCUCACCUUCAUGGCCAUCCAUAAGGACUCUGAAGCAAGCUCCGGCUGUGGCAGUGUCGCAGUGUUAGUGGAAGAGGGGAAGAUUGAUACUGCUAAUUAGCCUGGCUUGUAUCCCAGGGACAUGAAGUGCCACUGGCUCAUUGAAGGUCCAGCAGAGUAUGUCGUAAAGCUGGAGUUUGAAGACUUUGCCACGGGGCUUAGCCCAGGCUGGAUUUAUGAUGCAGUUACUAUUUAUGGUGAUGAAGAAGAAAACCAGCUGUCUAAUCUCUGUGAAUUCUCAGCUCCCAAGCCAGGGCCAAGUUCAGGAAAUACCAUGCUGGUACAUUUUGAAAGUGAUGGGGAGAACAGCUUCAGAGGGUUUAGAGCCCAGCUCACUUUGGUUCAUUCAGAGGAGGCAGGAAGAAAAGAUUUGGCAUUAACUGCACCAAUGUUGCCUUUGAAGGAUGUCCCCUUAGACACCUGUGGUUUUUCCCCAGUUACUUCCCAGUGGCUGUUCAAGCAUGUUAGUGGGGCUGAGGAGGCCUGUCCUCACUGUUGGCCAUGGCACACCUCCCUGAAGCUCCUUGGAAACUCCCAGUGCAGUGGGACUGUAAUCAGCCCUACAUGGCUGCUGACAGCCGCCCACUGUGUGCAGCUAUCCAAUAAACCCUUGCACUGGACUAUGACAGCAAGAGACCAUGAUAGAGCCCUAAGAAGGUCAACACAACAGGUAAAACCCAAGCGUCACAUCGUGGUGUAUCCGCACUUUGGAAUGUUGAGCUAUGUCCUGAGGCAGCUCAACAUCUCUCUGGAGUACAACACUGCUGUCAGGCCAGUGUGCCUGCCCAGCAGCACAGAGACAUUAUCCUUCUCUUCCCUCUAUGCUGUGUCUGGAUGGGCAUCAUCAAAGAAGGUGGGUCUUCUGAUUUUGCGCCUGCAGCAGACAUGAGUACCUGUACUUGAGAAUGAAAUAUGUGAGAUAAAUUGCUACUUCAGUUACCCUGGAGGGAUCACUGCCAGGAUGUUUUGUGCAGGCUUUGUUUCCGUGGGAGGCCAGGACUCUUGUCAGGAUGGUUCUGGUGGCCCCUUGGUUUGCAACCCUGAAAAUGGAUCAUUUAUGCUUUACAGCAUUGUCAGCUGGGCUGUUUGCUGUGCCAGCCCAAAGAAACCAAGGUCUUUGGUUUCAAGGGUGAGGAUUUUCAUGGACUGGAUAGGACUGCUGAUGAAAGAUGCUGAGCAGAGCAUGCUGCAGGGAAGUGGCAGUGCACCAGAGACCUCAGCACAGGAGCCCUCAAAGCUAACAGGAGAGGCGUGCAGGCAGGGGGACUGCAGAGCUGCGUGGAGCUCCCGUGUGCCACGGGAGGCAGUGCUUGGUUUGCAGAAGGCAGUGGAGCUGGUUCAGUUCAGGAUCAGCUCUGGGUGGUAA
Pseudopipra pipra is the source of this 2154-nucleotide messenger RNA. It is a transcript of the gene OVCH1, whose product is annotated as ovochymase 1. The record is from RefSeq and is a predicted model, not a curated record. Gene Ontology annotation, molecular function: serine-type endopeptidase activity. Lineage: Eukaryota; Metazoa; Chordata; Aves; Passeriformes; Pipridae. Gene Ontology annotation, biological process: proteolysis.